AAAAGGAAGGUUUGUGAUGAUUUUAAAAUCUUUUCUACUAGGUAAUCUAGUAUCCUUAUGCAUGAAGAUAAUCAAUUCGGUCGUUGUGGUCGGACUCUAUUAUGGAUUUCUGACCACAUUCUCCAUAGGGCCCUCUUAUCUCUUCCUUCUCCGAGCUCAGGUUAUGGAAGAAGGAGAAGAAGGAACCGAGAAGAAGGUAUCAGCAAUAACUGGUUUUAUUACGGGACAGCUCAUGAUGUUCAUAUCGAUCUAUUAUGCGCCUCUGCAUCUAGCAUUGGGUAGACCUCAUACAAUAACUGUCCUAGCUCUACCGUAUCUUUUGUUUCAUUUCUUCUGGAACAAUCACAAACACUUUUUUGAUUAUGGAUCUACUACCAGAAAUUCAAUGCGUAAUCUCAGCAUUCAAUGUGUAUUCCUGAAUAAUCUCAUUUUUCAAUUAUUAAACCAUUUCAUUUUACCAAGUUCAAUGUUAGCCAGAUUAGUCAACAUUUAUAUGUUUCGAUGCAACAACAAGAUGUUAUUUGUAACAAGUAGUUUUGUUGGUUGGUUAAUUGGUCACAUUUUAUUCAUGAAAUGGGUUGGAUUGGUAUUAGUCUGGAUACGGCAAAAUCCUUCUAUUAGAUCUAAUGUACUUAUUCGAUCUAAUAAGUACCUUGUGUCAGAAUUAAGAAAUUCUAUGGCUCGAAUCUUUAGUAUUCUCUUAUUUAUUACCUGUGUCUACUAUUUAGGCAGAAUACCGUCACCCAUUCUUACUAAGAAAAUGAAAGAAACCUUAGAAACGGAAGAAAUAGGGGAAAGUGAGGAAGAAACAGAUGUAGAAAUAGAAAGAACUUCCGAAACGAAGGGAACUAAACAGGAACAAGAGAGAUCCACCGAAGAAGAUCCUUCUCCUUCCCUUUUUUCGGAAGAAAAGGAGGAUCCGGACAAAAUCGAUGAAACGGAAGAGAUCCGAGUAAAUGGAAAGGAAAAAACAAAGGAUGAAUUCCACUUUAAAGAGACAUGCUACAAAAAUAGCCCAGUUUAUGAAACUUCUUAUCUGGAUGGGAAUCAAGAAAAUUCGAAGUUAGAAAUACUUAAAGAAGAUGAAGAUAAUAAAAACAAAAAAUGGUUUGAAAAACCCCUUGUGACUCUUCUUUUCGACUAUAAACGAUGGAAUCGUCCAUUGCGAUAUAUAAAGGCUCGAUUUCAAAUUAAAAAAGCUGUAAGAAAUGAAAUGUCACAAUAUUUUUUUUAUACAUGCCUCAGUGAUGGAAAACAAAGAAUAUCUUUUACAUAUCCCCCCAGUUUGUCAAUUUUUUUGGAAAUGAUACAAAGAAAGAUGUCUUUGUCCACAACAGAAAGACUCUCCUAUGACGAACUAUAUAAUCAUUGGAUUUAUACCAAUGAACAAAAAGAAAACACACUAAGAAAGGAGUUUAUAACUAGAAUCGAGGCUCUAGACAAUGGAUCGCUUACUCUGGAUGUACUGGAAAAAAGAACUAGAUUGUGUAAUGAUGCAACUAAAAAAGAAUACUUGCCUAAAAUAUAUGAUCCUUUCUUGAGCGGACCAUAUCGUGGAACAAUCAAAAAAAUGUUUUCACCUUCAAUCAUAAAUGAAACUUCCAGAGAAAAUUCCAUAGAGAAGUUUCGCAUAAAUAAGAUUUACGGUAUCCUUUUUGCUAUUGAUUAUCGAGAAUUUGAACAUACAUUUGAUAGAAAAUCAUUAUCAACAAAAAUGGGUUAUUUUUUUAACUUAAUCAAUCAAUUUACUAUAGAAUCACCAUCAAAUUUGAAUUUGAAAAGACUUUCGUUAUUUCCAGAACAAGGAAAAGUUGAUUCAGAUUCAGAAGAUCAAGCAAAAUUUUUAAAUUUUUUUUUUCGAUAGAG
Molecule: messenger RNA, 1866 nt
Organism: Vitis vinifera (wine grape)
Lineage: Eukaryota; Viridiplantae; Streptophyta; Magnoliopsida; Vitales; Vitaceae
Product: protein TIC 214-like
Exons: 1
Coding region: 17-1864 (615 amino acids)
Cellular component (GO): membrane
Source: RefSeq, a predicted model, not a curated record